CUGGUACCUCUUCGCUGAGAGCUCUCCUGUGAUGCAUCUGUAUAACCUCACUCUGCAGCCACCAACGGCUAUCACCCAGGCCAUUGUGGGGAAUUUUUCGGGUGUACGCGCUCAGGAGAUCAUCGUGUCGCGUGGUACGAGACUCGAACUGCUCAAGCCCGACCCGAAUACAGGCAAAGUGUCAACAGUUCUGACGCAUGAUGUAUUUGGGACUAUCCGUUCGCUGGUAGCAUUUAGGCUAACAGGAGGGGCAAAAGAUUAUGCAAUCGUAGGCUCUGACUCUGGACGGCUCGUCAUCCUGGAAUACGAUCCCCAAGCGAAUGCAUUCACGAAGCUACAUCAGGAGACAUAUGGAAAGUCUGGAGUACGUCGUAUCGUGCCAGGACAGUACCUUGCUGUAGAUCCAAAAGGACGAAGUGUCAUGAUCGCGGCUUUGGAGAAAGCGAAGCUCGUAUACAUCCUUAAUCGAGAUGCCGCCGCCAACUUGACAAUCUCCAGCCCACUCGAAGCGCACAAGAAUCAUGGCAUCAUUCAUUCUAUCGUCGGAGUUGAUGUUGGCUUCGAGAAUCCGCUGUUCGCUGCGCUUGAGGUUGAUUAUACCGAGUCGGACCAAGAUUCGACAGGAGAGGCGUAUGAGAAAACCGAAAAGAUGCUCACCUAUUACGAACUUGAUUUGGGACUGAACCAUGUUGUGCGCAAAUGGAGUGAGCCUACGGACAAGCGAGCCAACCUGCUGUUACAAGUCCCUGGUGGGCAAACAUCCUCUGAAGCAAGGCACGAUGGGCCUUCAGGCGUCCUGAUCUGCUGCGAGGGCUACAUCAUCUGGCGACACAUGGACACCGUACAGCAUCGCGUUCCUAUACCGAAGAGGCGGCAUCCUCUGGACGAGCGAACCAGAGACAGCAUCAUUGUUGCAGCGGUCAUGCACAAGAUGAAGGGCGCAUUCUUUUUCCUUCUUCAGAGCGAAGAUGGAGAUCUGUUCAAGGUCACUAUCGACCAUGAAGAUGAAGAGGUCAAGACAAUGAAGAUUAAGUACUUCGACACUGUGCCUGUCGCCUCCAGUUUGUGUAUCCUGAAGUCUGGAUUCCUGUUCGUUGCGUCUGAGUUUGGAAACCAUUAUCUUUACCAAUUCCAGAAGCUUGGUGAUGAUGAUGAUGAGAUUGAGUACUCGUCCGUCUCUUACCCCGACAACGGCAUGGCCGACCCCAUCCCACAAGCGUAUUUCCGACCUCGACCCCUUGAGAACCUCGUUCUUGCGGAUGAAUUAAACAGCUUCGAUCCAAUCGUGGACGCUAAAGUGACAAAUCUAUUGAACACUGACACACCCCAGAUCUUCGCUGCAUGUGGACGGGGAGCUCGCAGCUCAUUCCGGAUGCUGAGGCAUGGUCUUGACGUGGAGGAAACUGUUAGCUCUGAGCUGCCUGGUAUACCGAAUGCUGUCUGGACAGUGAAGCUAAAGGCUGAUGACCAGUAUGAUGCGUACAUCAUUCUCUCCUUCGUGAACGGCACGCUGGUCCUGUCUAUUGGGGAGACCAUCGAAGAAGUAUCAGAUACCGGCUUCCUCUCCUCCUCCCCGACCAUCGCCGUGCAGCAGAUCGGCGAAGACUCGCUUCUGCAAGUAUACCCACAUGGCAUUCGGCACGUCCUCUCUGACCGCCGAGUCAACGAGUGGCGAUGCCCUCAGCAUACCACAAUUGUGGCUGCCACCACCAACUCCCGCCAAGUCGCCAUAGCUCUCAGCUCGGCACAGUUGGUCUAUUUCGAGUUAGAUCUAGAAGGCCAGUUGAACGAAUACCAGGAUCGAAAAUCGUUAGGCAGUGGUGUGUUGGCCAUGAGCAUUGCUGAGGUUCCCGAGGGAAGACAGAGAACACCCUACUUGGCUGUUGGGUGCGAAGAUCAGACCGUUCGCAUCAUCUCCCUUGACCCGGACACGACAUUAGAGAACAUCAGUCUGCAAGCCCUGACUGCUCCUCCUUCGUCGAUUUGCGUAGCAGAGAUCAUGGAUGCUAGUAUCGACAAGAAUCAGCCGACCAUGUUCGUAAAUAUCGGUUUACAGAACGGCGUUUUGCUGCGGACAGUUCUGGAUCCGGUUAAUGGGCAAUUGACCGACACGCGCACUCGUUUCCUUGGAUCACGACCCGUUCGUCUCAUUCGCGUGAAUGUCCAUGGCUUGCCUAGCAUUCUCGCCCUCUCGUCACGAUCUUGGCUUAACUACACCUAUCAAAACCUGCUUCACUUCACCCCUCUCAUCUUCGACCCCCUUGAAUAUGCAUGGAGCUUCUCCGCGGAGCUUUGUCCCGAUGGGCUCAUCGGUAUCAGUGGCAAUGUCCUCAGGAUAUUCCAAGUACCGAACCUGGGACAGAAGCUGAAACAAGAUGUAAUACCCCUCUCCUAUACGCCAAGGAAGAUGCUGCAGCAUCCCACCGAACGGCUGUUCUAUGUAAUCGAGUCGGAUCAUCGCGUGCUGUCUCCGGAAGCCGCUGACAAGAAGCUCCAGAAGCUGAAGUCAACAGGGCAACGCUUAGACCAAGAGGUCAUUGAUCUACCAGCUGAUAUCUUCGGCCGCCCUCGCGCUGAUGCUGGCACAUGGGCUUCCUGUAUACAGAUCAUUGACCCGGCUAAUGUGAGAUCCGUGCUGGAAGUGCCACUAGAUAACAACGAAGCAGCGUUUUCGUUGGCUAUCACGACUUUUAUUGCCAGACCAGGCGAAUUAUUCUUGGUCGUUGGAACCGCACAGGACGUCAUCGUUUCACCCAAGUCAUGCAAGAGCGGUUUCUUGAGAACAUAUAAGAUAUCGGAAGAUGGAAGAAGUCUAGAGUUCCUCCACAAAACCGAAGUGGACGACGUGCCACUGGCUCUUCUAUCUUUCCAAGGUCGGUUGGUGGCCGGUAUUGGCAAGGCUCUGCGCAUCUUCGACAUGGGCAAGAAGCGAUUACUGCGCAAAUGUGAGAACAAGAGCUUUGCCACCGCCAUCGUCACCCUGAGCACGCAAGGCUCACGCAUCAUUGUUGGAGACAUGGCCGAGUCAAUAUACUUUGCAACCUACAAGCCACCUGAAAAUCGACUGCUCAUAUUCGCAGAUGACAGUCAACCUCGAUGGAUUACCGCCUCCGCAAUGGUUGAUUACGAUACCGUAUGUGCUGGCGACAAAUUUGGGAACGUGUUUGUCAAUCGAUUACCACCGAAAGUGGGUGAGCAGGUGGAUGAAGAUCCAACGGGUGCUGGCGUACUGCACGAAAAGGGCCUAUUUAUGGGCGCCCCACACAAAACCAACAUGCUUGCCCACUAUUAUGUGGGCGACAUCAUCACUUCAAUGCACAAAGUUGCCCUAGUCACGGGCGGUCGCGACAUCGUGUUAUACACCGGCCUCCACGGCACCAUCGGCGUGCUCAUUCCGUUCAUAUCUAAGGAAGAUGUCGAUUUUAUCCGGACCUUAGAACAGCACAUGCGGACGGAAGCACCUAGUCUUGUUGGACGAGACCAUCUGACAUACCGUGGGUACUACGUUCCUGUCAAAGGCGUGGUCGAUGGGGACUUGUGCGAGUUGUUCUCUCUUUUGCCCACGCAGAAGCAACAGAGCAUCGCAGGCGAACUUGAUCGGACGUACUCGGAGGUUUUAAAGAAGCUCGAGCAGCUGAGAGUGACAACAACUGGUUUCUAAAUGCGGUUUGGGCGCCUCCCUCUGAACCUUGCGCUCGGUGUAAUUUUCAGUCUGCGUAUCUGUAUUCCAAUGUAUCAAUAGAGUCACCUAAUGUUACUCUGUGUGGGAUGAC
Messenger RNA from Dacryopinax primogenitus, 3773 nucleotides. RefSeq lists its product as uncharacterized. The transcript has 8 exons. The record is from RefSeq and is a predicted model, not a curated record. Gene Ontology annotation, molecular function: U2 snRNA binding; protein binding. Bases 32 to 3661 code for a protein of 1209 amino acids. Gene Ontology annotation, biological process: mRNA splicing, via spliceosome. NCBI's taxonomy places the organism in Eukaryota, Fungi, Basidiomycota, Dacrymycetes, Dacrymycetales, Dacrymycetaceae. Gene Ontology annotation, cellular component: nucleus; U2 snRNP.